GCCCCGCCGCCGCCCCGGCCGCCCGCAGCCAUGUCCAAGGAGCCGCGGGCCGGGCGUGAGGAGAUCAUGGAGUGCCGGGUGAUGUGGGAGCCCGACAGCAAGAGGAGCACGCAGAUGGACCGCUUCCGGGCGGUGGCGCGCGCCGCCUGCGGCCUGGCGCUGGAGAAUUACAACGACUUGUACCAUUGGUCCGUGGAGUCGUAUCCGGACUUCUGGGCGGAGUUCUGGAAGUUCAGUGGCAUUGUCUUCUCACGCAUGUAUGAUGAGGUUGUGGACGCGUCGAAAGGGAUCGCGGACAUCCCCGAGUGGUUCCGCGGCAGUCGUCUCAACUACGCGGAAAACCUGCUGCGACACAUGGAGAAUGACAGGGUCGCCCUCUACGUGGCCAGGGAAGGCAGAGAGGAGAUCAUGAAGGUGACCUUUGAAGAGCUGCGGCAGCAGGUGGCUUUGUUUGCAGCAGCAAUGAGGAAGAUGGGGGUGAAGAAAGGAGACCGGGUGGCCGGUUAUUUGCCCAACAGCGCGCACGCUGUGGAGGCCAUGCUGGCUGCAGCGAGUAUCGGUGCCAUCUGGAGCUCCACGUCCCCAGACUUCGGGGUGAACGGUGUCCUGGACCGGUUUUCUCAGAUUCAGCCGAAGCUCAUGUUCUCCGUGGAGGCCGUUGUUUAUAACGGCAAGGAGCACAGCCACAUGGAGAAGCUGCAGCGCGUGGUUAGAGGGCUACCAGACUUGAAAAAAGUGGUGGUGAUUCCCUACGUGGCUGCCAGAGAGCAGAUCGACAUCUCGAAGAUUCCAAACAGCGUGUUUCUGGAGGACUUCCUGGCCACGGGGGCAGGCGACCAAGCCCCCCAGCUGGAGUUCGAGCAGCUACCCUUCAGCCACCCCCUCUUCAUCAUGUUUUCCUCGGGCACCACGGGGGCGCCCAAGUGCAUGGUCCACUCUGCCGGGGGCACCCUCAUCCAGCACCUGAAGGAACACAUGCUUCACGGCGACAUGACGAGUGGCGAUGUCCUCCUCUACUACACCACGGUCGGCUGGAUGAUGUGGAACUGGAUGGUGUCAGCUCUUGCCACAGGGGCCUCUGUGGUCCUGUACGACGGCUCCCCGCUGGUCCCGACACCCAGCGUGCUCUGGGACCUGGUGGACAGGAUAGGCAUCACCAUCCUGGGAACAGGUGCCAAGUGGCUGUCGGUGCUCGAAGAGAAAGACAUGAAGCCGGUGGAGACCCACAGCCUGCAGACUCUGCGCACCAUCCUGUCCACCGGCUCCCCGCUGAAGGCGCAGAGCUACGACUACGUCUACAGGUGCAUCAAGAGCAGCGUCCUCCUGGGCUCCAUCUCAGGUGGCACCGACAUCAUUUCCUGCUUCAUGGGCCAGAAUUCCUCCAUCCCGGUGCACAGAGGGGAGAUUCAGGCCCGGAACCUGGCCAUGGCCGUGGAGGCGUGGGAUGAAGAAGGACGGGCAGUCUGGGGACAGAGUGGAGAGCUGGUGUGUACGAAGCCGCUUCCCUGCCAGCCCACGCACUUCUGGAACGACGAGAACGGGAGCAAGUACAGGAAGGCAUAUUUCUCCAAGUUCCCAGGUGUCUGGGCGCACGGCGACUACUGCAGGAUCAACCCCAAGACCGGGGGCAUCGUCAUGCUGGGCCGGAGCGACGGCACGCUCAACCCCAACGGAGUGCGGUUCGGCAGUUCGGAAAUCUACAACAUCGUGGAAGCCUUUGAGGAGGUGAUGGACAGCCUGUGCGUGCCCCAGUACAACAGGGACGGCGAGGAGAGGGUCAUCCUCUUCCUGAAGAUGGCUGCGGGCCACACCUUCCAGCCGGACCUGGUGAAACGGAUCCGGGACGCCAUCCGCCUGGGCCUGUCAGCGCGGCACGUCCCCAGCCUCAUCCUGGAGACCCAGGGCAUCCCGUACACACUCAACGGCAAGAAAGUGGAGGUGGCCGUGAAGCAGGUCAUUGCGGGGAGGGCCGUGGAGCAUCGCGGGGCCUUCUCCAACCCCGACACCCUGGACCUCUACCGGAGCAUCCCUGAGCUGCAGGACUUCUGAGUUGGCCUGGCCUGCGUGCCGCCCGCCCCACGCCUGCCCACGGGGCCUGGAGAAGAAGCGCUGCUGUUUCGUUGUUGGAUCUCCCAGGGAUUUGGGUCUUCCGAGCGCUGGCCUGGUGGUGACCUCCAGAGACGGCAGGUGGCCCAGCGCUAGGUGUGGCUUCUGAAGCAGGCGCAGCCCGGAGGGGCCCAGGUGCGGGGCUGGAGCGCGCGCCCUGUUGUUCACUUUCACUCCUCGCAGGUGCAGGUCUGUUUCUCUCCUUUCUGUGUGCUUCUGGCUCCCCUGUUUGCCCUCAGGGCCCGUCCGCCCCACGCUGAGCACUGACUCUUAGAAGGGAACAGCCCAGGAGGGCUCGGCGCCAUCUUUGCACAGGUGACAGCCAGGCCCCCACAGCCAGGACGCGGUUCUGAGCCUGUGUCACACUCCAGCCUUGCCCUCUGACACACAAGUGGACGCCACUCCUUAGCAGGGUCCCCAGGGUGCAGCCAUGGAUGCUUGUAAUGUUCUGUUGGUGCCUGGUGUGUGUCCAUGUGGAGCUCUGGGGGCUGCCUCCUCUCCCUCUUGGGGCUGUCAGGGAGCCCUGUGGGCUGCGGCCUCAGGGGACAGAGCUGCCCAAGGGGUCCCCGGUGUGUUGGUGCUGACGCCAUGGACGUCAGCGCCUGUCAGUGGCAUCCUGGGUUCCUGGCUGGCAGCUCUUGUGUACUUUUCGGUUUAGCACGUAAUGUGUGUCUGUCUUCCUGAUGUUCGUGUCUUAUGUUUUAAGACUGAGCACAAUGAAGUACUUUAUGAAUUCCUUUUCUUCUGGAUGAUAAAAAUAUGGGGGGGGAGGUGCUAUGAGGAAUUCUAUGCAAUAAACAUACCUGUGGGUGGGUGGCACCCACCUGUA
Molecule: messenger RNA, 2935 nt
Organism: Lepus europaeus (European hare)
Lineage: Eukaryota; Metazoa; Chordata; Mammalia; Lagomorpha; Leporidae
Gene: AACS
Product: acetoacetyl-CoA synthetase
Exons: 18
Coding region: 31-2049 (672 amino acids)
Biological process (GO): lipid metabolic process; positive regulation of insulin secretion
Cellular component (GO): cytosol
Molecular function (GO): acetoacetate-CoA ligase activity
Source: RefSeq, a predicted model, not a curated record